UCAUUCCCAUCCCCGCCUUUCCCAUUCUCUACCUUCUCAAGGAUCGCUGACACGCUUAAUCUGCAUCGUUCUUAAUCUGCAUUGUCUUUGUUUAAACAAGCCACUUUUCAUUUGUUUAUGCGUCACGAGGCACCGCCCUCGGCCACGGCACGUGCUCACGUGCCUCGGGCUUUAGUUUAUUCCUUGCUGCCUGUUUCAGUGCCAGAUCUUGUUAAAUUUGAUUAGAUUGGGGGGUGUGUGUGUGUUUUUCCUUUCUAACUGAUGUUCAGUAGCUCUGUAAUCAGCGUAUAUAAUUAAACCCGGAAGUAAAAGUUAGGACCACUCGUGGAUGGAGAUGGCUAUUGGAAUGGAAGGAAAGCAGCUAGCAGUAGAAGCAGCAGCAGCCCGACAAUAAAUGAGCUAUGAGAUUGGAAAGUGUGAGUGCAAAGGGCGAUCGGAGAUGCUCCUUUAGAAUAGCUAGAAAUUAGCCUACAUACAAUAAUAGAUUGAGGUGAGGUUUUGGUUCUUAGUAGGAGAAGAAAAGAGAGAGAUAGAGAAGAAAUGGUGGGCUCGGGACGAGGGGACAGUAGGAGCAAGGAGGCAAUUGGGAUGAUGGCUCUGCAUGAAGCUCUCAGGAACGUCUGCCUCAGCUCGGAUUGGACUUACUCUGUUUUCUGGACUAUACGCCCACGCCCGAGGAGUAGAAGUGGCAAUGUCUGCAAGGUGGUGGGAGACGACAAUGGCAGCCUGAUGUUAAUGUGGGAAGAUGGAUUUUGUCAGACAAGUGCAGCCGGGUGCGUGGACGGGGAGGAUCCUGUGAGGAAGGCCUUCAGCAAAAUGUCCAUUCAACUCUACAACUAUGGAGAAGGCUUGAUGGGGAAGGUUGCUUCUGAUAAGUGUCACAAAUGGGUGUUCAAGGAACCUUCGGAUCAAUGCGAGGCCAGCAUAACCAGCUACUGGCAGAGCUCCUUUGAUGCUCUUCCACCAGAAUGGACCGAUCAAUUUGCCUCUGGCAUUCAGACUAUAGCUGUGAUCCAAGUAGGCCAUGGUCUCCUCCAACUUGGUUCCUGCAAGAUAAUAGCAGAGGACCUGCAUUUCGUGUUGAGAAUGAGGCACAUGUUUGAAUCGCUCGGGCACCAGUCCAGCUUCUUCCUCUCUCAGCUCUACUCCUCCAGGAACAGCAGCGCUACUUCCUCUGUUGCAUUCAAUCAAAUGCCUGCUCCGAAUCCACCGUCGCUCUACAACUGGAGCCACUCUGCCUCUCUGAAUUCUCCCGCAAUUUACCAACCUUCUCCCCAUGGAGGAUUUCCUAACAAUAAGGACGCUACCCGCCUCUUCCUCCCUCGCUCUGCAGGAGCUCAACUGGAAGAGCCGGAUCCAGACCUGCGCUGGCCCAAUGGCCUCUCCUUCUUUUCUGCUCUCACAGGAAGACCAGACGACGCCAAGAUUCUAUUUAACUCCGAGGUGAUGGGAGAGAAGAUUCAGCAUGCUUCUGUGAGCCUUUAUGACAACGGUGAGGAGGGGAAGGGUGUUCUCGAUACUUCAAGUGUCCAUGGCAAUGGAGGUGAGGCUGUGCUUGGUGUGGAUAACACAGAGGACUUCUUGAGUUUGGAGAGCCACUCCAGCAGAACCAGGAAAAUGGAGAAUAUGAUGAACUACUUGAACUAGUUGACUGUUCUGAGAUUGUUUUGUCUCCUGUUACGAUUAAGCCAUCUUAGUUUGAUCAAAUUUGCUCUUCGCUGUCAUCA
This is a messenger RNA of Zingiber officinale, 1727 nucleotides long. Its product is annotated as protein RICE SALT SENSITIVE 3-like. The record is from RefSeq and is a predicted model, not a curated record. The coding region runs from base 541 to 1647 and encodes 368 amino acids. Lineage: Eukaryota; Viridiplantae; Streptophyta; Magnoliopsida; Zingiberales; Zingiberaceae. The transcript is spliced from 8 exons.